This is a messenger RNA of Magallana angulata, 1698 nucleotides long. Its product is annotated as transmembrane protein 208-like. The transcript has 6 exons. Gene Ontology annotation, cellular component: intracellular membrane-bounded organelle. NCBI's taxonomy places the organism in Eukaryota, Metazoa, Mollusca, Bivalvia, Ostreida, Ostreidae. The record is from RefSeq and is a predicted model, not a curated record. Bases 129 to 635 code for a protein of 168 amino acids. Gene Ontology annotation, biological process: vacuolar protein processing.
GCGUGCAAAUGCGAAGUUUUUAAGUGUCUUUUUGACGCGGAUCAAGUUUCACUUUUACGGCAGAGAAUGGUGCUACAUGUUAUUUGAUGACGGAUUUAAUCAUUUCACCAACAAUAUAGAAAAAAAUCAUGCCGCCCAAAGGAAAGCAAGGUACUAAGGGUGCCAAGCAGAUAGUGGAAGAAAACAAAUCAACACUUAAGUUUUAUCAGUAUGUCAUCGGUGGAGUCAAUGUUUUAUACUUGCUGUUGCAAUAUUUUCUCUUCUGGGAGUCCUUCACAGCACUCUAUGUGUUCCUUUGGCUGUCCUCGGUGGCUCUCUGUCUGGGUAGCUACCAGUUCAUGGCCAGCAUGGGGCGAGCCAAAUACUCGACGGACGGAGGUUUGCUAGACAGCGGCAUUGAUCUGAACAUGGAAGCUGGCAUGGCAGAGCAUGCCAAGGACCUAGUCCUCCUUACAAGCAUUGUGCAAUGUCUCAGUCUGGUAUCUAACUACUUCUGGAUAUUAUGGCUAAUGGCCCCAGGCCGGGCUUUCUAUCUCCUCUGGGUCAAUAUUCUGGCCCCCUGGUUUUUUGCACCACCCCCAGAGGUAGACGAGAAAAAACAGAAGAAAAUGGAAAGAAAGAUGAAAAGACAAUAAGCUAGUUUUAGGAGAUUUAUUUAUUGUUUUGCACUGUUCAUUCCUUUUUCUAUUCAGAGGAUGAGGAGAGUCUGUGAUUAGUGUGUAAUGGUAAUUUUUAUUGUAACAGUUUGUGCUGCAAAUUUGUUUGACUCUUAAAAAGUUUAUAGUAGAAUAUCAUGUUAAUUCCUUCAUUGAAUUAAGUGUGAAUGUUUGCAAUAUUGUAAUGGACUGGUAUGGUGUCAUUUCCCUUAAUGGUCACAUAUUCAUUGUAGCUCAUGAAUUUAUAAAAGCAAUCUAGGAACAGUCAUUUGUGUAUAGACUACAACACAUAGUAUUGUUUUAUUAAAGGAAUGAGAUAUGAAGAUUUUCACACAGGUGGCAAAGGACAAUAACUUUCUGUAUACUGAACUUGUCUGUUUAUUCAAAAACAGAGACUCAUUGGUUUUGAGAAGUUCUCUUAUACUGGUAAUUACAUGUACUAAUAUACUAUUUUACAUUGAGAAUUAGAGUUUUAUUUUUUGAGUGUAUUAAAGUGAAAUGAUAAAUGAUGUCAAUCAAAUGCAUACCGUAAAACAUGCUAAUAGCAAAGUGCCAGGGGCAAGCAAUUUUCAUUCAUUAUAAAUGUAAUUUGUUUCAUGUAUAUUGGUUGAGUUCAUAAAAUAAUAUGAAACUAUCUUCACUUUGAAAGGGAAUUCAUUAAAAGCAUGUGCACUGUAACCCUGUUUUACUGUAUUCAUGUAAUGUCCAGUGGUCUCUAGUGUCAUUUGUGUUCAAACAAUAUGAAUAUUGUAUGAAUACCUUUGUAAUCAGAUUUUCAUAAUUUUUUUAAUUUCUGACAAUUAUUGAAUAUUUAAUUAUUGAAUAGAAAUUUUGAUUUGACAUAAUCUUAGAGAUUGUGAAUGUAAAUUAUUGUUUAAAAGAAACAUGUAUUUGUAACAAAUAAACUUUUUACAAAUUUAAAUACUGGUACACAUCUAUACAUGGAUGAGAAAUGUUCAAUAUCAGUAAUAAAAUUAUUUUAGGGGACAAAUUUUGAGCUUUGCAUUAAUUUAUGACAGUUGGUAAAACUGUUUUACAUUAU